CACAUUUUAGUACAGUUCAGUGUGACGUACAGGUCAAAAGAGUUUUGUAAUAUUUUCGGAUUGCAAUUUCAUCGAACCAAGUCAAGUAACCGUGGAAAAUCCCAAUCUUGUGAAAUUCGUUCCAUCUGGAGGCGAAUCCGUAAAUAACAAUUUAGCAGGCAGCCGCUCUGAUUGUGAUGAAGAUUUUGGCUAAAAAUGCUUUGAAAAUGGAAAAUCUUGUUUCGUUCAUGUUUGUCGCUUGCGAGGAAACUCUACUGUUGGAGAAAAAAUAUUUUACUUCGGAAGGUGCAAGUACCGCCACAUCCUGACGGGAUUAGGUGAUUGAAGUGUGGAUUACUUCAUGUGCGUAAAUCGCUAGUCAUCGGACGCGCUAGCCAGCAACAAAAGGUCAUAUUUUGUUGGUAGAGGAAAAAUAGUAUGCUGAAAGGCAGCAGCGUUCACUGCAGUCAAAGAGCGACCACUAUCUGAGGAGGAGGGUGAAGAAGAAAAGAAAAAGAAAUUCAAGGUAUCACUGCUACGUAAUACCUUAUUUUCUAAAGUUUUGUGUGUUUAAACAAAUUUGCAUUAAUAAAGAGGUAAUUUCUUCGGUUAAACUGGAAGAAAGCAUCGUGUAAGCAAUGGAAUAUUCUAGUAAUGACGUGAAGCAGCUGUUCAGAUCUGUCUACACACUGGUCAAACAGCAAGAUGAGUGCAAGUCUACACUCUCCGUGUCGGCUAUGCAGGCCAAUGAUUUCCUCGAGGAGCACAGGCAGCUGGUGGGUCGCUGUGUUACGUUGCUUUUCGAGGACUAUGAGACAGUCGGCAAGAAAGCUCGUGAAAUUCUGUGGCGUAAGGGAUAUUACGAUCUUAUUUCUGUGUUCAAAAAACACCAUUAUCAACUGCAGCAGCAAAGAAAGCAUGCGGCUGCUGGCGAUGUGAAUCUGGAGAAAAAUGAGCAGUUGUUGAAGCAAGGUAUCGAACGACUACUGCUAGAUGGAAUGAACCAUUUGAAGGUGAUUGUCCUACGCUUGGCUCAAAUCUUCAACCUGGACAAUAUGCGAUAUUUGGUGAGCUAUGCUUUAUUGGAAAAUUACGACGAUGAACUCUUGGUGCGGGAGUCCAGUUGCUAUGAAAACCUAAACUUAAAGGAAGAGCGGAAUGACGACGAGAAGAAGGUGAUGUACACCAAGCAAGAGAUUGCUUUCGCAUUCGAAUCAAUUCAUUCACUGCUGACUGCUUUGGGAGAUCUACAUCGAUACUAUUGUGAGUUUGGACUGGAUGGACUGACUGAUGUGAAGAGUGUUACAGCAUCUUACUAUUGGGAAGCAUUCAAACUCAACACGAAAGUUGGAAUCACUCAGAAUCAGCUCGGAACCCUAUACAACGGCGACAACUAUAACUUGGAUUCGGUUUAUCACUAUCUGUAUUCUCUAUGCUGCCAAAUUCCUUUCGAAUGCAGUGAGAUGAAUGUAUGCAAAAUUUUUCAAAAAAACAUCCGAUAUUUGGAGUCUAAUUCUGGCGAUGAGGUUGAGGAGGAAGACUAUGCGAUUCGAGAAUUUGUGGCUAAGUUUUUACUUGUGGUUGACGUAUUUUUCUACGACAAAAGUGUUACGGAUUUUACGAGCUUGUGUCAUUCAGUUCUGAUAGAUUUCAAAAAUAUUUUAGGAGCUCGACAUCUCGUGGAUGAUGAGUUUUACAUGACGGAUGAUUUGAUAUUUAAAAUCGUUUCGAUUCUCUUCUUUUGCAUGUACAAAGUGAAGGUCAAUAAUUCAGAAAAGAUUUACAGUUUGAAUGCGUUCAUGGUCGCACUGUGUUCAGAGCUUCUGGAAUACUGUACAAUGGCAUUAGAGAAGUACGUCGUUGAAAAUGUUAGAGAGGACAAAAAGUUCCGCGAAAUGUACAUGGGGCUGUACCAGAAGUAUGACGAAGAAGUUCGCAGGUCUCGUAUGUUGGUAAAAGAAAAUACAACCGGGUUCAUUAAGGACCAAAAAUCAUCGUCUGGUGUCGAAGAGGGCAAUGGUAGCGAAGACCACUCUAACAAGGAAAAUGACGAAGCGGACAAGAAAAGCCAAACAAGUUCCAAGCAACCCACUGGAAAAAAGAAGCAUGCUCGCAGACGUCGUAGAGCUUUAUCUAACGAAUCGGAGUCGGAUCUUUCCGAUGCUGACGAUCAAAGCGAUUUUCAACUAGAUUCGGAUUCAGACGAGGAUGACGUUAGCUCGAUAUCAAGCUUUGAGUCAUAUGACGAUUUUUCCGAUCAAGAAGAUGAGAAUCUACGAGGAGGUACAUUUCAGGAAUUUAACGAUAGAGAUCCAGUCGAAUCGGAUGCAGUACUCACACAUACCAACGAGUUGUCUGAAAAGGAAAAGAACAAUAACAAUAAUUCAGAUGAUCAGGGUGUUCAGCUUAAGUUCAAGAAACGCUACCACAAGCUAAACCCAAAUAUAGUUAUAGAAUUUGCCGAGAACGAACGCACUAUGCGUUCGCUCAAACUAUUGUUUGAUUGGCUACAUACAAACAUGGACAUUUUAAUCGGUUGCUACCAAUCCAACCCCGAGUUUAUCCAUAACAUAAUGAAACUAUUGAACCAUUUCAAUAUCGACAUAUUUUCCAAUCGCUACUAUUUCCCGCGAAACCUGGUAGAUGUUCCCGGUAUUAGAGAAGACUUCCGUACGUUGUUCGAAAUCCGCAGAACCAUACCGCUGGAUGAAGAUAUCGCUAUGAAACAUUUCCCACUCUUUGAAACCGCUCAGGAUGAGCUCGACUGGGAAACAAACUAUCGUUUCGAAGUUUCAUCUGCGGAGCAGAGUUUCCUUCGUGCCAUGAAAAUGGUUGAUUUCGGUUUCUCACUUUGUAAGUCCAAAAAAUUUGACUACGCUUUCUGUCCGAAGGCACGUGACUUCAGUUUGAAAAACAAGAAACAACGGAAGCAACCGCAACAACGUAAACCGGAGGAUCACAAAAAAUCUACCGAAAAAGGAAUAACCCGUAGUCGUAAUCGGAUUCGCAAGCGUGAGCAGCAUGAAGAAAAACGUCGCCUGCGGAAGCAUCAGGAUGACCAAGAACAACGUGGUGAUUUGAGAACUCGUCGUAAUAGAGAUCGUAACCGCCAGCGAAGUGAACGUCGCAGAAUUUUCACAGCUGUCGAAGGACAAAAGUCCAGCCAGGAAGGGGAUGGCACCAAAGUUGCAUCAACCAUCAUAACGAAAAAGGGUUAUUUGAAAAAUCGGACCAAUGGAGAAGCCCAACAGCCGAAGCAAAGAAAAGACGACUCUGCACAUUCGGAUACAACGGCCGAUGAAACUCAUCAGGAAAAAAAUAUUAAUGAGUUGAUGGGGCAGCUCUGGUUAAGAAAUGAGGUGAAAGCUUUGGAGUCAAAGGUUAAACGGGUUGUAAAUAUAACUUUGACUCCUUAUCUGAUGCUUGACUCAAAAUGUUUAACGGAAUACACGUAUAUUGUCAAGAACUUGGUAAAAACGAAGAAAUUUGUUAUACUGAUUCCUACUGCGGUUCUCUCGGAUUUGGACGAAUUAAAGAAACACAGCGACGGUGCACGCAACGCUAUCAAAUGGCUUGAGUACGAAUUCAGCAAGGGCAAUCGAUUCCUUCGUUCACAGAAGAAUCACGAAAUUUUACCAAUGCCUCUAAUAAAAGUUCCAAGGAAACUUGACCGUGAUUCGACCGUCUUCUACCAGAUCGUUCAGUUCUGUAACCACAUCGUCUCAAACCACGCCGACAAAGAUAGCACCGACAUAGUAACUUACCUGUCCGGGGAGUCGCUACAAGAUAAGAAACUAUACAACUCCAGCUACAUCGGAAUCCUGGAGGCGAUUCCUGUCAAGUUUGAACAGAUCAUUACGUUCUACUCUAGCUACAAAAGAAAAUGAGCUUUCAAUUGGUAAUCGAUCUACUGCACGGCAUAACUGUCCAAGGAACUCCGUUUCUGAAUCAUGCUCUCGGCGGCCAUCGCGAGAAGCAAUCGCGGAUGGCGGAAGCAAGGGUACAAGUAGGAUUCAGUGGUUGCUUUUUUAUAAGAUAGAAGAUAUCAACAACAGCAGCAGCAGCAGCAAGUAGCUCAUCAGAGGGAGUAAUUCAUAAAACAAGACCGAACAGCAAAAUCCUUCCAUUCAAUGUGUCUACUACACCUGUCCCUAACAGCAGACGAAACUGAAAUUUUGUUGCAGAGGAAACUGUACGGGAGUUAAUCAAUAAGGCGAAACCCGCGGUGCAACAUUUUUCACAACUUCGUUUAUAAUUGAUGGGAAGGAAGGAGUGGCGUUUUGUUGGUUUCUCUCUAUUUUUUCUUCUGAUUAAACAUCCAAUCGAAGAUAUAAAAAUCUUAUAAACAACCAUAGAACCAGCAAAACACAAAUUCCAACGCCUUGUAUAAAUGAAAAGCCUAAUCCAAUUCAACAUUUGCAGACAGGAUAAUAAUUAACAUGUGACGGCAAUAUAAAAUCGAACAUCCAACAUAUUUUGCAAAGCAUCAAAAUUUGGUUUAGAGAAUAUCAGGUAGCUUUUUCAGUCACAUUUAGCCAAAGCCGCAUCUUAUAGAGUUUAUUGGAGACUUUUCUAAUUGUAUCAAGUGCCCUAAUACAAUCCAUAGUAACGCAUCGGUAUCAUAAAAACUACGCAUUACAUUAUUGUUUUCUACUGUUAUCUUUACAAUCAUAGAUGGCGUUGCAAGCUUGAAGCAAAAAUUAUGUUUUCGGUAAUACCUUCCCACUAUCUGAUAUAAACUCAUGGAAUUAAAA
Molecule: messenger RNA, 4733 nt
Organism: Topomyia yanbarensis
Lineage: Eukaryota; Metazoa; Arthropoda; Insecta; Diptera; Culicidae
Product: nonsense-mediated mRNA decay factor SMG5-like
Exons: 5
Coding region: 618-3866 (1082 amino acids)
Biological process (GO): nuclear-transcribed mRNA catabolic process, nonsense-mediated decay
Cellular component (GO): telomerase holoenzyme complex
Molecular function (GO): telomerase RNA binding; protein binding; telomeric repeat DNA binding
Source: RefSeq, a predicted model, not a curated record